AUGCUUGUUCCAGUUGUAAGUGAAAAUGUUGAAGAACUGUCGAACCCUUUACACGAAGCAGCUCGGCGAGGUAUCUGUGAACCAGCCUCGACAAAUCUGGUUCAACAGCUCUGUAUUGGGCAUGUCAUGAAUAAGUUGGGCGACACCCCACUGCAUGCUGCUUCAUGGCGUGGUCACAGAGAUUGUGUACAAAUACUUCUUGAUAGUGGUGCCAAUGCUUGGAUACGAAAUCGAGAUCAAAAGCUGCCUAUCGAUGUGGCCAAGGAUGCUGAAAUCGCAGGCUUGCUUGACCAAGCAAUGAGGCGAGACACAAGAAACGAAGACUGUGAAAAUGAGUACGAAUCUGGAUCUGAUCAAGAACAAUAA
Messenger RNA from Ostertagia ostertagi, 366 nucleotides. Lineage: Eukaryota; Metazoa; Nematoda; Chromadorea; Rhabditida; Trichostrongylidae. The record is from the annotation of a GenBank genome assembly.